AUGGCCGAACGGCGCAUGCCCUCUAACGUGUCUGAACUCAAGAAGGUCGCUGCGAAAGCACUCAACAAACCUGUUGGAGACGUCAAGCUGUUGAGAAAGAUUGCUGAAGGUGGCUUCAACCGUAUCCUGGAGGUGACGAUGAAUGAUGGCGCAUCGAUACUCGCACGUCUUCCUUACCCGUCAACCGUACCACGACGAUUAGCAGUAGCAAGUGAAUUCGCAACAAUAGACCUCCUUCGCGCGAACGGAAUAUCUGCACCUCAAGUUUUAGCCUACUCGACUGAUGAGAACGCUGUGUGCGCAGAGUACAUGUUGAUGGAAAGAACGUCAGGAAAGCCGCUUAGUAGAGUAUGGGUUCACUUGACUGAUGAUGAAAGAUUCAAGACCUUGCAUCAAAUAGUUACCAUGGAAGCCAAGCUGUUCGCUGUGGAGUUGCCAGCCAGUGGCGGCAUCUACUACUCUGAUGACUUACCUCCGACGAUGCCUCGCAUAGAUAUACCUGAAUUUGACAACGGCUUGUGCAUUGGUCCAUAUGCACACUCAGUGUGGUGGUACGGCGAACGCAAAUAUCUGGACAUUGACCGUGGUCCUCAUACUAAUCCUCAGCACGUCCUUCGGAGCUUCGCGGACAAGGAGAUAGCCUGGAUUCAUGCUCACGGUCGACCGCGCUAUCCGUCUGACUGUGAAUACAUCGAAUCGUUCGGUUACAAAAUGCAAGAUCCUGAAGAACAUGCCAGUUCGUUAGAAGACUACUUGCGUCUGAUACCUUAUCUUGUACCCGCAGACCCACUAUCGUACACUCCGACACUUCGACAUCCUGACCUCACUCCCAAUAACAUAUUGAUAACUGACAACCUUAUCGUAACCGGUUUUAUCGACUGGCAACAUGCCAUGGUCCUCCCUGCUUGGCUGACCGCCGGCAUAACACCAGCCUUUGAAAACUACGCGGACGAGGGCUACGUGGUCUUCAAAUCCCAAAAUUCCCGGAGGACCUUCAGUCUAUGA
Messenger RNA from Alternaria arborescens, 1005 nucleotides. RefSeq lists its product as hypothetical. Gene Ontology annotation, cellular component: mitochondrion. The coding region runs from base 1 to 1005 and encodes 334 amino acids. NCBI's taxonomy places the organism in Eukaryota, Fungi, Ascomycota, Dothideomycetes, Pleosporales, Pleosporaceae. The transcript has a single exon. The record is from RefSeq and is a predicted model, not a curated record.